This is a messenger RNA of Artibeus jamaicensis (Jamaican fruit-eating bat), 7352 nucleotides long. RefSeq names its product transmembrane protein 120B (gene TMEM120B). The record is from RefSeq and is a predicted model, not a curated record. Lineage: Eukaryota; Metazoa; Chordata; Mammalia; Chiroptera; Phyllostomidae. Gene Ontology annotation, biological process: fat cell differentiation. Gene Ontology annotation, cellular component: nuclear inner membrane. The transcript has 8 exons. The coding region runs from base 136 to 972 and encodes 278 amino acids.
GCGUGGCUCCGGCAGCGCAAGAACAGCUGGUGUCUCCGAAAGCGGCCGGCGAGUGGACGGCGGUGGGGCGCUCGUGGCCCGCCGCGCCACGCUGCGGGAGCCGCCGCCGCCGCCGCCGCCUGGGGCCACUGCACCAUGUCGAGCCAGCUGGAGGGCUGCGAGCGCGAGUGGCACGAGCUGGAGGGAGAAUUUCAGGAACUGCAGGAGACGCACAGGAUCUACAGGCAGAAGCUGGAGGAGCUGACUGCGCUGCAGACCUCGUGCAGCAGCUCCAUCAGCAAGCAGAAGACGCGGCUGAAGACCCUGAAGCGCACGCUCCAGAGGUACCGGCGCCAUGCCAGUCGGGAGGAGGCAGAGCUGGUUCAGCAGAUCGAUGCCAACAUCAAGGAGCGGCAGAACCUCUUCUUCGACAUGGAGGCCUACCUGCCCAAGAAGAACGGGCUCUACUUGAAUCUGGUCCUUGGCAACGUAAACGUGACCCUUCUCAGCAACCAGGCCAAAUUUGCCUAUAAAGACGAGUAUGAGAAGUUCAAGCUUUACCUGACCAUCAUUCUGCUCCUGGGUGCUGUGGCCUGUCGCUUUGUCCUGUUCUACAGGGUAACGGACGAAGUCUUUAACUUCCUGCUCGUGUGGUAUUACUGCACCCUGACAAUCCGGGAGAGUAUUCUCAUCAGCAAUGGCUCAAGAAAUGGAUCCUUUGGGGCUGACCUCAGCGAUCUCUCAGGGCAGACCUCUGCUCUGCCGGGCCUUACCCUGAAUGCACAGCCUGGAGGUAAGGGCCAGGGAAUGGCAGUUCUCAGGUGCGCGGUCCUGUGGCCCGUAGCCUCUGAGAGGAGAUCAGUGUUUCUCAGGCCGCACCCGUUCCUGUCCUGUCCCCGCCAUCUUUGUCAUGUCCUGUACCUCCUGGGGGACGAUUUCCCCACCCUUCAAAUCAACCAUCUCUUUCUCUCCCUGUGUUUUUUUUUAAAUUAAUUAUUUAUUUAUUUUUAGAGAGAGGGGAAGGGAAGGAGAGAGUGGGAGAGAAACAUCAAUGUGUGGUUGCCCCUCAUGUGUCCCCUGCUGGGAACUGGCCUGCAACCCAGGCAUGUGCCCUGACUGGGAAUCAAACCGGCAACCCUUUGCUUCACAGGCCCAUGCUCAAUCCACUGAGCUACACCAGCCAGGGCUCUCUCCCUGUUGUUGUUGUUUUUUCCUUAAAUAUGUAUUUAUUUUAAGAGGAAACUUUGUUUCACCAUAUUACAUGGAAAACCAGCAUGAAUUGCAGGAAAAAGGAAGUAGUAUAAAAACACAGCUUUGUUUCCAUUGUCUAAUUCACCGAAGACUCCGGCCCGAGGCCUGCAGUCUCUCCUGUGUGUGUCCACGUGUAGAGUGGGAGACAGGCUGAUCUCGAGAGGCGUUAAAAAUGAGGUACUAGCGUCUCACCCAGACUCAAUCCUUGACUUAAUCAGGGGAAUGGAGAGAGAAUGUGGUGUCCUCUAUAGUUACACUCGAGUGUCAUAUAAAACUUGGCAACACACGCCCCAGGCUUUGGGAAACACUGAAUUAGAAAAUCUUAUUCCAUAAGUAACAUUCAUGACUUUCCUUAAUUUUAGUGAGUAGUAUCUUUCUGCUUUGGGGAGGGUAGCAAGGUAGUGUAUAGAGGGGCAGUGAGGCCUGGGCAUUUGGCAAGUUAUCCCGGUUACUAAUUCUCUCCCUGCGCUGUGGGCUCGCUGUCGGCCUGGGGGUUUCGUCCUCCUGAUGGACUCAGUUAAGAGGGGUCCAGGGCAUGCUGGGUCUCUAAUGGCCACUGACACUUUAGUAAAAGUUACUCCAGUCAGCUCUUUUUCUAGGAUGCUGAGCUGUGGAUAGGGGUGGGGGGGGUAGCAGAGAGACGGAAGCAGGACUGAGUGCAGGUGCCUGUAAGUGUGGGCACACCAGGAAAUUGGGAGGGGCAUAGAGGGAGGGAGUGGGGCUCCAAAGCCAAGCGUUAUUUGCCUAACGCAUUAGCAGGGGCUUUUCCAGAGCCCGCGCUCUGCCCGGACAGCAGGAAGUGUUGUCAUUGAGUGUGUGUUGCAGGGCUUUGUGGGUGGGUCCCCUCUGUUCCUCUCCAUCAUUCUUUGCAAUGUUUAUCGAGCAUCUCUUGGCUGUAGGACACUGAGCUAGCUAGGGACUCCAAGGUAGCUCACACUCUGGUGCCUUUUGGGGGCAUUCGUAGAGUGUUUUGAAAGGCCCAUUCAUGGCACAUGUCACUCAGGAAUCUCCCGUUGUGAUGGCAUCACUCCUCCAGGCCUGUGCUGUACCACCGGGACCUGGGCAGGGGUCUGGAUGCCGCGUUCGUGGGGAGUCUGGAAUGGGAGUGGUGGGCCCAGCCCGGUGCCUCAUCUUUUGGAAUGACUGCGGGAGCAGUGGCCAGAUCUGGGUGACCAAACCUGGUGACUGACUCAUCCUCGACAUGUUAUCCUCCAUCCUGCCCAGCUCCUCCUCGAGCUGAUUUCUCUGGGAAGCGGGCAAGGGAGACCGAUGCCUUGGAGGGUUUCCCUCACACUGGGCCCUCUCCAGGGAAGAGCUAGGAAACCAGCAGCUAGGAGAGCAUAGUGAGGGGGAGGUUGGGGUCCAAGUUGGAAUGAACUCUACCUUUCUCUUCGCUGAAGCGUCCCAGGGCCCACUCAGGAGCUCAGUGUUGCCACCCAGCGAAUGCCCCAUGGUUUGUCUAAAUGAAUUCAGCUUGAGCUCUGCAGUCAGUCGGGGCCCUCGGCGCCAUGCCGGUGUUCUCAGGACAGGUGCACUUGAGCCAUGUGGGCUUCCUGGAGUCUUGGUGUCCUGUCUUGGUCUGACUGAGCCUCUUUCAUUCUGUUCCCCAUUGCACUUGAGACCUGAGUUUCGGGCAUGGUCAGGGAAGCAAGCCUAGAGAGGUGGGGGAGGAGGGGGACUCCCCCAUUUCGGGAUGGAGCCACCCUUUCUUUGUGUCUCAUGGGUCCCAUGUGAGAAGCAGCUCAUUAGCUUGGUUCAGGCAACAAGCAACUCAACUUACCUUGCAGAUUUUGCAGGUGAUGGAAAACCACCUGAUAGGAGUAAACAUAAAAGGGAUUUAUGGGAGCAUAUAAAUAGUUCUGAAAGGUAAAAGGGCUCAGUGUGAACAGAUCCCCCUCCUUCUCCCUCUUCUGCUACCCCUGGAACCUGCUCCCAGCAGCCUAGGUCAGCAUCCCACUGGAUCAGAAACGCCAUAGCUCUUGCCUUCACAAAUGUAGCUGUAAUCUUGAGACAGACUUCUGAUUGGCUAGGCUUGGGUCACAUGCUCAUCCCUGAGCCAAUCUCUGUGACUGGAGUGAUACAGAGCCCUGACUGGCUCUGGGUCAUGUGCCCAGGUAUAUUACUCAGCUCCACCCGGCCAUCCAGACUGGGUGUAGGGGCGAGCUGGUUCUCAGAAAGAAAGCUGAGGCCUGGAACCAGCAUGGGGGUGAUUGACAGGCAGGCAAAACAGCAGAUGUCUCCUGCAGUUAGCUCUGGGCCAGAAUAAGUAAUAAAUCAGGGAUCAUACUCGUUUUCCUGGCUAGCCAGCCCAUGGGCACGUGGCUCUAACAAGCUUUUACAGGGACCAUUCCUGGGAUGCUGAGGCGUAGUGGUGGCAGGCAAGGGACGGAUGCUCGGUGUAGAAGCCAUUCCGCCAACUACCCGGAUUACCCAAAGCGCAAAGCCAGGAACGGCCGGGGCAUGAAUGGUGACUGGUGCACGUGCGUCUUGUGCGUGUGCGCAGACGUGGCCAAGGCGCCCUGCGGGGAGGGCCGGGGUCUUCUUGGGCACCUUCCUGGGCACCAUCCCCAGCUGCCAGGCCUUGCCGUCCCUGCCGUCCGGCAGGGGUGCCACACUCUUCCUCGGGUAGCUCCCGUCUGCUCGUGAAGAGGCUGCCGAAAACAGGCCCUGCCUAAAAACAUUUCUGUCUAAAACAGGCCCAGACUGCCCCUGGGUGCAGGUUUCCUUUUGGGGUGACAAACGUGUCCUAAAACUGAUUGUGGUUACAGUUGCACAGCUCUGGGAGUCUGUGUAUUUUUAAAGAUUUUGUUUAUUUAUUUUUAGAGAGAGGGGAAGGGAGGGAGGAAGGGGAGAGGGAGAGAAACAUCGGUUGGCUGCCUCUCACACAUCCCCAGCCAGGGACCUGGCCUGCAACCCAGGCAUGUGCCCUGACUGGGUUUCAAACUGGUGACCUUUCCGUUUGUAGUGUGGCACUCAGUCCACUGAGCCAGGGCUGUGAAUGUGUAUUUUAAAUGAGUGAACUGUAUGAUAUCUGAAUUACAUCACAAUAAAAAUGUUAUAUAUAGCCCUGACUGGUGUAGCUCAGUGGAUUGAGCACGGGCCCGCGAACCACAUGAUUGCGGUUCGAUUCCCAGUCAGGGCACAUGCCUGGGUUGCAGGCCAGUUCCCAGCAGGGGACACAUGAGAGGCAACCAUACAUUGAUAUUUCUCUCCCUCUCUCCUUCCCUUCCCCUCUAAAGAAAAAUAAAUAAAAUCUUUUUAAAAAUGUUAUAUAAACACAUGCAUAAAACUUGCCCAGAGCCCUGGGGUGUGCAGGUGGACGAUGGGGCUGGGGAAGAAGUGACUUCCAGCCACUCCCAGUGCCACGGAGCUGUGUUUAUUGGUGGCAGCUGUCACUGCUGGGCUCUGUGCACAGCACGCUGUGGAGUUAGAAGCUGCUGCUCAGCCGAGCUUGUCGCCCAGAACCUGUGUCCACUCAGGAGAGUGGAUGUAGCACAAAGGGGCCUGGACUUGCGGAGACCCCAGGCCUUGUGUGUGGCUUUGCAGAGACCUGGGAAGGUUCCGGCGAGGCUUCCUGGGUGCUCUUCAAGCUAAAAGUCUGAGGACGUGGCCACCAGGCUUUUCUAUCAGAAAAUCAGUGCCCGGGCCUGACAGAGCCCGACAGACAGGGCAGGGUCAGGAGGAGGGAGAAGGAACCAAGAAGUAAGUGGACGUCUUAUCUCAUCCCACGGGCUCUCGUGGCGCCUGCAACCGGCUCCCGUCCCCUCUCUGCUGGUGGCCUGCAGACCAGCUAUGGCUUUCACCAGCUGCACCUCCUGUGCACAUCUUUAUUCAUGUCAACAUUUAUGUAGUUCCUACUGUUUACCUGGUGCUGUGAGUGCUGGGAAUAAAGGAAGAAGCCUUGUCCAUCACCAUAACCCUUGAGGAACCCUCAGGCCGUCGUCUGCCCGCCUUGUGUACGUCCAGAACUAUCAGGGCUGCACGGAGAUGGAGGGAUGAGGAAGGGCCAGUCCCCACUCUCAGGAUGUCUCCGUUCUGGCGGCGGUUGGGGGGGGUGCAUUUCAAAUCACCCAAACCCACAGAUAAGGAAAUGCAAAUGGAAACCUCAGUGACACCAUUUUUCACCCAAUAAGUUGGGCAGAAAUUUUUAAAUUUUGUAUCAGGCCUUGGUGAGGGUUUGGGGACCCCAAUGCCCCCCCCUACAGCCGACGGGAGUGUCAGUUGGGAUAGUGAUUUUGGAAGAUGCUUUGACAAGUAACGCACACACCCUCUGAGCCAACCAUCCCACUUCUUGGAGAAACCGGCACCACACGAGGGGACUCCCAGAGGCAUGUCUUGGCAGCAUCGAGGGCGAUAGUGACUGUUGAGGAACAGCCGAGCAGACUCUGGCACAGCGACACCCUGAAAUGUCACGUGGCGUUUCAGACACUAGCAACCGCCCUGAAGGUACUAGCCUGGAAAUCCAGGGGGGAAGGCCAGUUGCGGGACGACGGAAGUCUGACCUGGCAGUGCAUCCCCCAAACCAGCGGAUCCUGGGCUCCUCCUCGUGAGCAGCAGCGCCCGGAACCCCAUCUUCUCACGGGGCCCCAUGGCAGAGAGAGCGAGAGAGAUGGUUUGUUCUGGAGGGACGUAGCUGGAUUACACCUACAGAUGCCUCUGCUGCUCAGUCCUUGGGGGGAAGGACCCUGGCUCCUCCCAGGCUGCCUUUGGCAAAGCACCUCCCUGCCACGUGGUGUUCAGGUAACUGAGCUCCCAGAGAGGGGCUGGGGAAGGCCAGCUGAGGCCUGAGACAAACUCAGGGACUUUGAAGGGCAAAGGUGUUUGGGUGCAGCAUUCCUCCUGGGCCGCCCCCAGCACCGAGGAGGGGUGGCAACCAGGGUCCCUCCCCUGCUGCGGAGUGAGGGCCUUGAGCUUGGGGAACGCCGGGUUCUGACAGCAGAGUUCCCCCAGCCUCUAGACUGGACGAGUGAAGCCCAGGAUUGGGCAAGGGCCGGCUGUCGAUGGAGCAGCUGACGCGUCGGCGCGUGGGGCCCCCUGGGAACAGCUGCGUCUGAGGUGCUGUGAUGCUGUGUGGGCGGUCCGUCACUCCUCCGUUUCUGUCCGGGGUAAUGCAGGUGGCUGCUGCUGUGUGUAAAUGUGCGUGCGUGUGUGCAUGUGUGUGUGUGUGUGUGGUCUGUGUCUAUUCAACACACUUACUGAGCUCCUGCCCUGAGCAGGGGCGUCACUGAAGCACAUUGACAAGACCCCUGCUCUUCAGGGAUUGAUGUCUGAGUGGAGGAGGGUGUUCAGAACACAAAUGAGGAAAAAUAAUCAUCUCAGACACUGGUGAGCACCAUGGAGAAGGUGAAACAGGAUAAUGUGGUCCAGAGUGGGCUGUCUGGCUGAUUUAGAUAAGAGGGUCAGGGAAGGUCUUGGAGGAGGUGACAGGCAAACUUGAAUUUGGACCAGGAGCCAGACAGGCCACGGCCUGGGAGCAGAGAGAACAGCAAGUACAGAGGCUCUGCUGGUCAGCUCGGCCACCACCCUGACAAGACACAGAGUGGGCAGCGCACACAGCAGAAGUUCUGGAGUCUGGAAGGCCAAGGCCAAGGGCCCAGCGGGGUGGGUUUCUCCUGAGGCUGCCUUGGCUUGCAGACAGCCCCUGCGUCCUCACGGGGCCUUUUCUUCAUGAGCACACACACUCCUCUUGUGUCUCCACUUCUUAUAAGGACACUGGUGUUCUUGGAUGGGGGCCCAUCCUCAUGACCUCAUUCAGCCUUAGUGACCUGUUUAAAGGCCCCGUCUCUGAGUACAGUCACAUGGGGGACUGGGGCUUCAAUCCAGGUGUUUGGGACCGCACUACUGAGCCCGGCCCAGGUCAGAUGGAGAGGUAGAGUGGUUCAAGGAGGAGAGGAAGGGAGGUGGGGCUUGCAGUGGGGGUGAGGUUGGGGCUGCGUCCUCCGGGCAGCUGGAAGCCACAGGGGCCAUGUGUUUCUGUGGGUCUCAUGGCUCCUGGCUGAGGGCUCGUGGGUGGGUGUGCGUGUCCGUAGGACAGGGAGAAGGGGAGCCCCCUCUCGCAGGCUGGGAAGCUGGGAGGCGCCUGUGUUUCUCUUCCUGCCUGAGCUUUCCCUUCCCUCGUUCUC